AAUCCGCGCCGGCGUGGGGCUGGCGCUGAGGCGGUCCGAGGUGGUUGGGGUUGGGUGGGAGGAGAUCGCUCGCACACACGAGGAGGGUUGAGCCGCUGCCGCCGUUGUCGUCGCGAGUGCGGAGUUGGGACUGGAGCCUUCGCCACGACGACGCCGGGGAUUGUGUCGCUAGCCCCCGGCCCCUCUGCCUCGCCGCUUCGCCGGGUCAGCGCGGCCUGCUCCUGCCCGGCCCGUCGCCCCCGCCUCCAUUUCCCGCCCUCUCUUCACCACACACACGGCCCCCCCGAUCAUGGAUCCGGGCAGUGGCGGUGGCGGCGGCGGCGGCGGCGGGAGCAGCAGCGGCAGCAGCAGCAGCGACUCGGCGCCCGACUGCUGGGACCAGGCGGACAUGGAAGCCCCCGGACCGGGCCCGUGUGGCGGCGCCGGCGGCCCCUUGGCGGCGGCGGCGGCAACGGCGGCGACCGAGGCCCAGCGUGAGCACCUCAGUGCGGCCUUCAGCCGGCAACUCAACGUCAACGGGGCGGCGUGCGGGGGACACCCGCGGGGCCUGGGGGCCGCCCCUCCCCCGGGGGGGGGCCGCAGCCACCUCCUGGAAGUGGGGACCGUAUGGGACGGAGACCGGGCCGCGGCGGCACCUGUAGAACCUUCUCGAGAGGAACAGUCAUUGUUGUGUGAAGGUUCAAAUUCAGCUGUAAGCAUGGAACUUUCAGAACCCGUUGUAGAAAAUGGGGAGACAGAAAUGUCCCCAGAAGAAUCAUGGGAGCACAAAGAAGAAAUAAGUGAAGCAGAGUUAGGGGGUGGUUCCUUGGGAGAUGGAAGACCUCCAGAGGAGAGCGCACAAGAAAUGAUGGAGGAGGAAGAGGAGAUACCAAAACCUAAAUCUGUGGUCGCACCCCCUGGGGCUCCCAAGAAAGAACACGUAAAUGUGGUAUUCAUUGGGCAUGUAGAUGCUGGCAAGUCAACCAUUGGAGGACAAAUAAUGUAUUUGACUGGAAUGGUUGACAAAAGGACACUUGAGAAAUAUGAAAGAGAAGCUAAAGAGAAAAACAGAGAAACUUGGUAUUUGUCUUGGGCCUUAGAUACAAAUCAGGAAGAACGAGACAAGGGUAAAACUGUAGAAGUGGGCCGUGCCUAUUUUGAAACAGAAAAGAAGCAUUUCACAAUUCUGGAUGCCCCUGGCCACAAGAGUUUUGUCCCAAAUAUGAUAGGUGGUGCUUCUCAAGCUGAUUUGGCUGUACUGGUCAUCUCUGCUAGGAAAGGAGAGUUUGAAACUGGAUUUGAAAAAGGGGGACAGACGAGAGAACAUGCGAUGUUGGCAAAGACGGCAGGUGUGAAGCACUUGAUUGUGCUUAUUAAUAAGAUGGAUGAUCCGACGGUGAAUUGGAGCAAUGAGAGAUAUGAAGAAUGUAAAGAGAAACUAGUGCCAUUUUUGAAAAAAGUUGGCUUCAAUCCCAAAAAGGACAUUCACUUUAUGCCCUGCUCAGGACUGACGGGAGCAAAUCUUAAAGAGCAGUCAGAUUUCUGUCCUUGGUACACUGGAUUACCGUUUAUUCCGUAUCUGGAUAAUUUGCCAAACUUCAAUAGAUCAGUUGAUGGACCAAUCAGGCUGCCAAUUGUGGAUAAGUACAAGGAUAUGGGCACUGUGGUCCUGGGAAAGCUGGAAUCAGGAUCUAUUUGUAAAGGCCAGCAGCUUGUGAUGAUGCCGAACAAGCACAAUGUGGAAGUUCUUGGAAUCCUUUCUGAUGAUGUAGAAACUGAUUCUGUAGCCCCAGGUGAAAACCUCAAAAUCAGACUGAAAGGAAUUGAAGAAGAGGAGAUUCUUCCGGGAUUCAUACUUUGUGACCCUAAUAAUCUUUGUCAUUCUGGACGCACGUUUGAUGCCCAGAUAGUGAUUAUAGAGCACAAAUCCAUCAUCUGCCCAGGUUAUAAUGCGGUGCUGCAUAUUCACACCUGUAUCGAGGAAGUCGAAAUAACAGCCUUAAUCUGCUUGGUAGACAAAAAAUCAGGAGAAAAGAGUAAGACUCGACCCCGUUUUGUGAAACAAGAUCAAGUAUGCAUCGCUCGCUUAAGGACAGCGGGAACCAUCUGCCUUGAGACCUUUAAAGACUUCCCUCAGAUGGGGCGCUUUACCUUAAGAGAUGAGGGUAAAACCAUUGCAAUUGGAAAAGUUCUGAAACUGGUUCCAGAGAAAGACUAAGCAUUUUCUUGAUGACCCUGCACAAUACUGUGAGGAAAAUUGACUGCAAAAGCCUACUUCACACCGCCUUCUCUUAUUUUCUGCCCAUUGACAAACUUCUUCCCAUAUUUUGCAGAGACAAAAAUCCACAGCAAAAGUCCACAUUAUGUCAGCUUUCUCAUAUUGAGAGCUCUGCUAUGCCACUGUUGAAUUUUCCCCCAGAUUUUUUUUCCUUCCCCUCCCAAACUCUGCUUCCUUGGACAGAUUUGGCAAUAGCUUUGUAAGUGAUGUGGACAUAAUUGCCUACAAUAAUGAAAACUUACAGGAAUUUUUUUAUUUUUCAUUUCCCCCUUAGGCAUACUUAGUCUUUUUUUCCCCAGGCAGAUGAUUCUGAGUGUGCGAGUGUGUGCACAUGUUACAGACAACUACCAUGUUAAUAAAAUAUUCGAUUUGAAAUCCU
Molecule: messenger RNA, 2636 nt
Organism: Ailuropoda melanoleuca (giant panda)
Lineage: Eukaryota; Metazoa; Chordata; Mammalia; Carnivora; Ursidae
Gene: GSPT1
Product: G1 to S phase transition 1
Exons: 16
Coding region: 290-2197 (635 amino acids)
Molecular function (GO): GTP binding; GTPase activity
Source: RefSeq, a predicted model, not a curated record